Molecule: messenger RNA, 1583 nt
Organism: Lactuca virosa
Lineage: Eukaryota; Viridiplantae; Streptophyta; Magnoliopsida; Asterales; Asteraceae
Source: the annotation of a GenBank genome assembly
GAAGGUUUCAUGUCCGAACCGUUUGUUUGACUCCUUCCUUUACGUUUCACAAUCGCAUUUGCUAUCAGAUCGAUGUUAUUUCACUCUCUUUAUUUGAUGAUCGAUGAUGAAAAAAAGAUUGAGAUUCAAUUAAGGUCUGAUCAUACAUACACAAAAUGGCUACCGCUAGUACCGGUAGCAAACAGGCUAAGGAAGUGAUCCGAUUGGAGCGUGAAGCUGUAAUUCCAGUUUUGAAGCCUAAGCUCAUCAUGACUUUGGCCAACCUCAUUGAACAGAGUUCUGACCGAUCAGAAUUCUUGAAGCUCUGCAAGAGAGUUGAGUACACGAUUCGAGCAUGGUAUCUUCUUCAGUUUGAAGAUCUUAUGCAACUAUAUGCACUCUUUGAUCCAGACUAUGGAGAUCAGAAACUGCAGCAACAACAUUUGUCCUCGGAUGAGGUUGAUGUUCUUGAACAAAACUUCCUGAACUACAUGUUUAAGGUAAUGGAAAAGAGUAAUUUUAAGAUUGCUACCGAGGAGGAGAUUGCGGUUGCACAAUCAGGGCAAUAUCGUCUAAAUCUUCCCAUCUCAGUGGAUGAAUCAAAGCUUGAUAAGAACCUGUUAAAGAGGUACUUUUCCGAGCAUCCUAGAGAAAACCUUCCUGACUUUGCAGAUAAGUAUAUAAUUUUUCGACGUGGUAUUGGAAUUGAUCGGACAACUGAUUACUUUAUAAUGGAGAAGGUGGACAUGCUCAUUUCCCGUAUAUGGGGAUGGAUCAUGAGAGUGACUAGGCUAGAGAAGUUAUUUCCUAAAAAAACAAGGGCAAUAAUUAGGAAAGUUAUGAAGAAAGAGGAUGAAACCAAAGAUAUAAAGAAAGAAGGUGAAAAUAGUGAUGAAGAAUUUCAGGAUGACUUGUAUGUUGAGCGGAUCCGUAUUGAAAAUUUGGAUUUCAGUUUACAGAAUUUGGCAAGUAAGAUUACAAUCCAAGAACCUACAUUUGACAGGAUAAUUGUGGUUUACAGGCUAGCAGGCAGUAAGGCAAAAAAGGAAAGAGGGAUAUAUGUGAAACAUUUAAAACAGAUCCCAAUGGCAGAUAUGGAAAUAGUAUUGCCUGAGAAGAAAAAUCCAAGUCUAACACCUAUGGACUGGGUCAAAUUCCUUACCACUGCUGUACUUGGUCUGGGAGCUGCCACUGGUUCAAUCCAGACACCCGAAGCUGACUUUUGGGUCAUUGUUGCUGUUGUGUCUUCAGUGAUUGGAUACUGUGCCAAAAUAUACUUUACGUUUCAGGCAAAUAUGGAAAUGUAUCAGAACUUAAUUACACAAUUCAUGUAUGACAAACAACUGGAUAGUGGAAAAGGAACUCUUCUUCAUUUGUGUGAUGAUGUGAUUCAACAAGAAGUAAAAGAGGUGAUCAUUUCUUUUUUUAUAUUGAUGGAACAGGGCAAAGCAACUUUAAAGGAACUUGACAAAAAAUGUGAGGAACUAAUAAAUGACGAGUUUGGUGAGAGAUGCAACUUUGAUGUGGAUGAUGCUGUCCAAAAAUUAGAAAAGCUGGGUAUUAUUGCUAAGGUGAGUUUGCACCUCUGUUUUUCUCUUUCUUAG